Effrenium voratum is the source of this 2108-nucleotide messenger RNA. Lineage: Eukaryota; Dinophyceae; Suessiales; Symbiodiniaceae. The record is from the annotation of a GenBank genome assembly.
AGCGCUGGCUCGCCCGUCCAUCUUUAUGGGGAAUCCCAUCGCUUGAGCGAUGGCCUGCCUCGCAGUGCGUCUUUGUGGCCGAAGAUAUGAGGCAUCAGAGGAGCAACACCCUGGCUUCUUCCAGAGGGUCGAAGGCAGCUUCCUCCGCGCCAUCGCCGACGGGCCCUCUGCUGUCAUGGCCACCCGCGGCUCCGAUGGCUGCGUGGAGUUGCAGGAGGCGCACAUGCCCGAGGAAGUGCAGCGGCUCUUCCCGGAGAUCUGGGGCUUUCUGCAGACAGGGCGCUGGAAGGAGGCGCGGAGCAGUUUGCAGGGCUUCCAAGAGCUCCGAACGGCGUUGGCCUUUUUGAACAUCAAGGUCCGGCAACUGCCCAUGGACAACGGCCUUGCGCCCGUGAUCGUGCACAGGCAUAUGCUCAUGUUGCCGAAGGAGUCCCAAGAUCCCAUCAGCUUGGUGUGGCUGGAAAGCGCGCCCACCACCACCCAAGAAGUACAGGGCGGCUUCGAUGUACAGCUGGAGGGGGGUGCCACUACGCUCUGGGGCCGUGGCUUCAGCGUCAAGGUGGACCCUACCACUGGGGCCCUGUACUUGAAGGUGCCAGAGUCGACGGCGUUUGUGCUGGUGGCCAUCAAUCGUUCCCUGAGGGGCAAGCUGAUGCACGCCAUGCUGCUGCGCCAUAGCUGCUGGCCGCUGCUCCGGCAAGGCGAAGGCUACCUGCUCUUCGUGCAGUUCAGACCUAGGAACUGCCGUGACCAGCAGAACUUCGCCUCAUGGCCCUCCUUUUGGUACCUGGCAGAACUGGAACUCGUGGGCUCGAGGGGGGAGCUGCAGUGCCGGCGCCAAGUGAUACGCCCUGGUGGCCUUGCAGUGAUGGAGGACGCCGUGUGCUUUGUGACCAACGUGGAGAGCCUGCGCUGCGCGCGGCUCACAAUCUUUCGGGCUCAGGCCUCGGGUGCGCUGUGCCUGCCGGGUGUGGUGGUGAACCUUGUGGCACCGAAAGCCUACGAGUUUCCCAGCCAAUACUACGGUCGGUCUGCGUAUAGCCGCGGCGCAAAGGACGUGCGAACGCUGCACCCAGAGGGCCGUGCCCCGGCGGCUUUGUGGCUGGUGCGCCGCGGUCAUCAGCUGGUGCUUGUCAUUCACGCAGCCGACAAGCGCGUGGCACUGGCGCAGUUGUCUGGGCCCAACGGCACGAAACCUCCACUCGGGGACCCUGUGCACGCUCAAACUGGUCAAGGACAGUUCUGGGACGUUUGGUGCCGCCACGACCGAUCGACUCAGACCUUCCGCGGCAUGCAUCGGUAUCAUCUCCGUGGCAAAAGAGACGUGCCCAUGUGCGAGCAAGUGCUUUCGGUGAUCCCGUGCGAGGUAGGAGUUCUCAUUCUGCACAGGGAAACUGCCAAGAGCCUGCCGAGAUGUUGGUGCGUGCGCUUGGACACGCCCAUUUUGGCCCAGUGGAGCCACAGCCGAUGGCAGCCCUCCGAGAAAUGGCCCGACCAUCUGCCUGAGCCCGUGCCUGUGUGCACGGACAGCCCUAUGGAGUUCCAGAGGUGGCAGCUUCUGAAUGGCGACCUAGAGCUGCGCCAAUCCUUCGGCAGGGUUCGGCCCAUAGGGCCAGGGGGACGGCCAGACGUCGCCAAGGGCAGCGGUAAAGGAAAGCCCAAGAACUUCUGGCCGUGGGCGCCUACGGGAGCUCCGCGGAUUCAGCAAUGGAGAACCCAGCUCGAGUGACUCGAGCCGAAGCUCUUCCCGAGCUUUGGGCCGUUUUGCCCAAACAUGGUUUGCCGCUUUUCCACGGUGUGGGAUAAAUCAGAGCCCCUGGUUAGAAGCCCUUUUCAAGGUAGGCGGUUGGGCUAAAUCAGCAUCAAUUCUGUUCCUUUUUCGGAACCGGCAAAGCCUGCGCAGGAUCUCUCAGCGAAAAUCGCGAAAAUCCAUGGCCCGGGUCCAAUAGUCUGAGGCGCCAGUCCCAGGUCGCGAGAGUCAAAUGCGAGGCCUGGACAUGGCGCCCGAUCUUCCGUACCCGACAUUCUGGGGAUUGACGCCCCGCUCUGCUAAAAACAAGCAUGCGAAAAGCAACUGGCCAUGGGUCAAAAUCCAAAUCGUACCUCCA